Molecule: messenger RNA, 1806 nt
Organism: Symbiodinium natans
Lineage: Eukaryota; Dinophyceae; Suessiales; Symbiodiniaceae
Source: the annotation of a GenBank genome assembly
AUGGAGCAGCCAGAGGCUGCCAAUGCCUCGCCCAGCCACCGUGGGUGGUACAACGCGAGGCCGUUGGAGCAACCAGAUGCGGUGGAAGCCGCAGCUCGACUUCACUUCGCAGGCUUGCACGCUGUGCUCGCGCGGCAUGGCCUCAACCUGGAGGACUACACCCGAGAUCCUUGCGCCCCGCACGGAUUCGUGCUGACAGAGCUCUUUGCAUUGGCAGAUGGAUCUGGCAAGAAAGACUCUGUGAUUCUGGGUCUUGUCUACGCUUUGCUGACAUUACCAUGGGAUCGGAGUUCAGUACCAGGAUACUUCGAUUACGUCAGCCUGAUGCGCAUGCUGGAUGACUCUGACAUUGCUGUCAGAGCUUUGGUCUCCGUGUCGUUUCGAUUUGGGGACCUGCUGCCGGAAUGCAGGCAGAGGCUUCAAAUGCUGUUUGCUGACAUGGCGGAGGCGCGGUGGCCCAAGGCGCAGGCGGUGCUUCUGGCGUUGCAGCGGGCGGCGAGCCCGGGAGACACAUCUUGGCCAGGAGCAGUCAGCCACAUCAGCAGCUUGCUGAAGUUUGUGCUGGCACAUCAUGCCGGGUGGCUGUCAACAGACCAAUCUGGUCUGGAACGGACCUUGCUGUGGACCCUUCGCUGGAUAUCGAUGACGGAACAGGACGAACACGCGGAGGUGCAGAAGUUGAUGCUGGAGGUGGCGGGCCUUUUGGCGCGAACCGCUAAGGGCCAGUUUGGCCGCAUCGAUGCAGCUCUGCACUGGGUGGUCACAUCGUGUGCAAUGAUCCGUCGGCUGGAUGCGGUGAGGCAGGAGCUUGCCAUGCCAGCAUCCACAAGCCUGGAGCUCGACAAGGACUCCUUGGCGCAUCUCCUCUCUCCCAAAGAGUGGCUGCAGCUGCACUGGCGAGAGGUCGGAGCAGAUGAUGUAUGUGACCAAGGCAAAGCCCGAGCAAGAGGUAGGCAUCUUGUCAGGAGCGGAUGCUUGGUUGGUUUCUCAAGCGGCACGUCGAAGGUCGUGGACCAGGCAGAGGAAGCAGCGGGAAUGGGUUUGGCCCUCUCCCAGCUGGAAGAAUGCCCUACGGGCACGCGCGUGCUCCUGGCACUCUAUGCCUCAUGCUGCGGGGCUCCCUGGGUGCUCGAAUCCCUUGGGCUUGACACGCGCACCACCACGAUGAACCUAUUUGCCUGCUGCUUUGUGAACGUCUUCAAGCGCAAGCAGCUUGCCCCACUUCUCCUGUCAGUGCUCCACAGACCCCUCUACAGCGGGUCGGAUGUGAUGCUAGCUCUGACCGAAGUGCAGACGUCCGCCGCUUGCCUCCCUGCUACUGAGCUUGAACUUGGCUCCUUGCGGUUCUGGUUUUGGCUUGUGGCGAACACCGCGGGCAGCAACGUCUUCUUCUUGCUUCUGAUGGCUGUGCUCCAGAAACAAGGUCGAUAUUCCGCCGGCCUUCGAAUGAACCACGGGCUCUGGAGCGUUGGGCUCUGUGCGUUAACUCGGCGCGCUCUGGACAUCCCUGACGUGCGAACGAGCCUGCUGGGUCUAGUCGAGGUCCCCUACAAGUGGUACCCUUUCUCUAUUGCGCUUGCGCUUUCGCUGUUCAGUGGCUCCAUACAGUGGGAGACCUUCUCAGCCGUCUCCUUUGCCUACCUCUGGCGCGCCCUGCGCCUCGACGGGAUCUUCCUUCCCUCGGCCAGCACUGCCGCGAAGCUGGAAGCGCGCGUCCCGGUGAGUCCACCGCAGGACGAGAUGCAGGCAGGAGAUGCCAAUGGCUUUCAGCUGUUCGGUGGGCAGGGGCACAGGCUGCAAGAUUGA